CGCAAACGCGAGAGAGGGGAAUGAAAACAGGCUGACCGGGUGGGCUGGUAAAAAAAAUUGUUUAUUUCCGGUUUUCCAGAGUCCAACGGCUACAGAGGAGGAGGAGGAGGAGAAGAGUCUUUGGCCCCUCGCAAGUGAGAAGUCUCCACCUACGUAGCCCUUCUUCUAGGGUUUUGUUUUACUCUCUCUUCUUACCCAACGCUUCCCAAUUUCCCAUUUAUUUAAGAUUUGUUCGUUCAUCCAAUUAGAUAACUGAAAUAAUUUAGUAUUUCUGGUUUCCAGAAAUCAAAUCCCCAUGUUUCCUUCGCAUUUACCUAUUUUUAUUCCAUUUCUUUUCUUCAAAUUAUUUUCUUUUUAUGCUAUUUUAAUCCUAUUGCACAGAUCAUCAUCAUACCUUAUGAAAAAGCCAUAAAUUCUCCGAUUAGCUGUAGCUUUACAGUGAGCAAGUUAUCUUUCCGUGAAACUCAUUCUUUUGCAGUAAGAAUGCCAUGUGACGAAAUCUUGAAGGCUGUUUUCCCACUUCUUGAAGGUGCUGAUCUGGCUAAAUGUAUGGUGGUUAAUAAACAGUGGCGAGAGAUUGCUCAAGAUGAUUAUUUCUGGAAAUGCCUGUGUGCCAAGAGAUGGCCAGCAAUAUGUAAACGGCCGCAACCUCCGACAGUAACCUACCACAAACUUUUUAAAACCUUUUAUAAGCGUCAACAUCGCCGGGCACUUCUCCCUCCUAGGCUGUCUUUAAAUGACUUGGAAUUCUAUGUUGACAUUUGGACUGAGGACCGUUUAAUCUUCUCGGAGGUAGUUCCUGGACCUACCCUCCAGAAUGGAAUUUGGAUCCCACCUCCUGGAAUCUGUGAUGUGCUUAAGUAUCACUUGGAGGGUUCAGGGUAUAAGAUGAUUCUACCUGUUGAGCCAAGGUUUACCAUUCCAUUGAGUCACUCAGUUUCCGUAUCUGUGCUUGUAGUGCGCAAGGAUUCCAACAAAGUUGCAUGCAUAAUUGACAAAUCUGUGUUUGACUAUAUAGACCGGACAGCUUAUCGGGCUCUAGCAUUUGACUACCUUGAUAUUUCACCUAGCAACCCUUUUGUUUCUGAGAUUCGAGCAUGGAUCUCUUUGUUAUUCUUGGAUAAUGGCAAUAAUGAAGGGAUCAUUGAUGUUUUUGGUAUUGAGUUGGAUUUCUGUGAUGCUGCCAACUCAGAGGAAGAGGUCCUCUGGCUGCUAGACAUUCUUGAUUGGAAGUGAAGGGCUGGGUAUCUGCUUUCUAGUCUGAACACCUUGCUGCUGAAGAUCAAAUCUAACCUGGUUGGUGUUGGUUCUUUCAAAUCCAAAGUUUGUAUAUAUGUCCCUGUCAAUGGUCAAUAAGUAUCCUGGAAAGCUUUUGAUGUUGAUCUCUUGUUUGUAACAUGCCGAGCUCUGUUUUUCUUGGGCUAUCAAAGAGUUCCUGUGGGAAGGGAGUCUUGCUUAUUUGUGCUUGAAAAUUUCCAAGUUCUGUGGAUUAGCUCUUGUAUUAGGUUAUUGGAUGCAUUGAUCAACGAAAGCUGCAUUGUACUGGUAUCAAAUGUUUGCUUGGCAUUAGCCUAUGCAUCGUUAUUGGGUAAUUAAGAAGUUUCUCAUUCGUUGGGUGUAUAUCCAAAUAAUGGACCGUGAACUGUAUCUGCUCUGGACUCCUGUUAGGUUUCCUCUCGAUGCUAUGAUUUACUUUAGAUCUUUAAAUGUCUCAUGGUAAAAGUUGGCUUUGUGGAUGAUAUUUGGGUUCGCUGAAUAUUUUGUUUUAUCCAAUGGAAUGUCUCUCAGUUACCGCUCU
Molecule: messenger RNA, 1798 nt
Organism: Coffea arabica (coffee)
Lineage: Eukaryota; Viridiplantae; Streptophyta; Magnoliopsida; Gentianales; Rubiaceae
Source: RefSeq, a predicted model, not a curated record